Messenger RNA from Racocetra fulgida, 188 nucleotides. NCBI's taxonomy places the organism in Eukaryota, Fungi, Glomeromycota, Glomeromycetes, Diversisporales, Gigasporaceae. The record is from the annotation of a GenBank genome assembly.
ACCUAAUGGGUGAGAUUGGGGAAUUGAUUGAAUUGAUUGACGUUGAUUUAGUUGAUUUAGUUGAUUUAGUUGAUGGUUUAAUUGAUUUAGUUGAGUUAAUUGAUUUAACUGAUUCGGUUGAUUUAGUUGAGAAGGCAAAUGAUGAGCCGAAUUCGGUAGAAACAUCUGAUUUACGGAUAAUGGAUUAA